Messenger RNA from Nezara viridula (southern green stink bug), 1965 nucleotides. The record is from the annotation of a GenBank genome assembly. NCBI's taxonomy places the organism in Eukaryota, Metazoa, Arthropoda, Insecta, Hemiptera, Pentatomidae.
UUUAAAAGUUGAAUCAAGGACGAUGUCUUCUUUCUUAUUAAUUUGAGAAUGCAGAUCCCAACCUCUUUCUAAUGUUUUGGCUAAUAUUUCAAGAUUUUGUUUUCUGUUGUAUCUUUCACGUGGUGUGAAAAAUGUAACAUUAAGAUUUCCUUCAUCAUGAUAAACAGUUCCACCUCCACUAUUUCUACGAGCCAAUUGAAUACCAUUUUCAGAUUCAAUAAAAUUAGCUUCCAUCCAAGGGUUUUGGUGGCGUCCAAUGACAACACAAGGGCUAUUCCGCCAUAAAAGCAUAACAUGGUGAUCAGUAAAAUCAAAAUUCCUGUACAUCCAAUCUUCUAAGGCCAGAUUUGUGAAGAUAUCAUGCGAUUGUGAAAUAAAUACAGAUUUUAUUAUUUUUUCUUCAUUAGCAGUACUGUUCACCUUAGUAUAAGUGGACUUCAAAUUUGAAGGUGGUUUCAUAACAGUAAAUGUACGGCUUUUCUGUCUCUUGAGCAGAGAACCAAACUUGCAGCAUUUUGUUGCAACAGAGUGAUAAAAUACUAGAGCCAUUAUUUAUAGAUUUCAAGAAUAUUUCAGGUCUGUCAAUGGCGUAACUUUAAUAAUUACACUACGAGGUGCUACGAAUUGUCUAUGACUAACUUUUGACGGAAAAUACAGGAUUGGCUUAAAGCUGUGUAGCAAUCGAAGCAAGAGAUAUCAUAUAGUUGUGAAGGCUAAUAGUUUGAUGCAACCACUUCCAGGUGUGAUGCAGAUUGCAAGUACGAAAUCUCAGAGCUACACAGUCACCAAUAACAGCUUGCAUUCCUUGAGGCCCCGCCAGGAUGAAAUGAACUUAAUUGGAACACUAUCUAAAAUAAAAAUUAAUAAAAUUGUAGCACAACUCACAACUAUGUAAAAGCAUUAAUAAGUAACACUGCAAUGAAGUAAUAGUCUAGGUUCAAUGGUAUAAGGGAAACCAGUUCACUCUAACAAUUAGUGUCCAACCAACUACUGAUUAAAUAGUGACAGAACAAGCGGUCUUUUAUAGGCUCAGAGAUAUUGAUAAUGGAAUGAUAGUGGGGUAUGGGGUAUGGAUCUGAUAAGUAAUAUUUGGAGUAAUUAAGAUUUUUUAAUGAUAGAACAUUAAUUAACAUACAGCAAUACCUACCCGACUUGUUGACUUAUUCUUCAUUAUUAAGCUACAAAAAGCAAUGUCAAUAAAGUAAUUUAAAUUAUAAAGGUGAGGUUGGUAACUACAGGGUUAACUAUUUGACAACUUAAAAAUCCAUGGUGCAAUAAAAACGAACUAAUAUAUUUUUAAAUAAUUUAGUUUAAAUGAUAUAUCGAAUGGAAUAUAUUUUAACAGUUCUUUUAAUAAUCAUUAACUUUAUGCUAAUGAUAAUAAAUAAAAAAAAUCAACGCCUAAAUUAAGAUACAGGCUACAGUGUUUAGAGAACAGCUGUUGAAUACGCACUAUCGGCUGGGUAUUUUUUCCGAGUAUAUUUUUAGUAAGAUGGCUUUCAGACAGCUAAUAAAACGAAGCUACUCAAGUUCCAGUGGUCUUAAAAAGUGGGUUUAUAAUGCAUCAGGAUUUAAUAAAUUAGGUUUAAUGCACGAUGACUGCUUACAUGAAGAUGAUGAUGUUAAAGAAGCUCUCAGAAGAUUACCAGAAAAACUUUUGCAUGAAAGAAACUACCGUAUAAUCCGUGCCAUGCAACUUGGUAUUACCCAUGAUAUAUUACCUAAAGAACAAUGGACUAAGUUUGAAGAAGAUAUUAGAUACCUAAAACCUUUUCUUGAUCAGGUGCGACAGGAGAAAAAAGAAAGGGAAGAAUGGGAAGAAAAUCAUUAAUAUUAUUAUUGACGAAGAUGAUUGUAUGUUAGUCAUGUUGUACAAACAGUGCGGUUUUUACUUGUAAUUAUAUUUUAAAUUAUAAUCCGUUGUAUUGUUGUUUACUUGUAGAUGUUUAUUUUACCUUUGCCUCC